Messenger RNA from Pseudozyma hubeiensis SY62, 1179 nucleotides. RefSeq lists its product as hypothetical. The record is from RefSeq and is a predicted model, not a curated record. The transcript is spliced from 2 exons. NCBI's taxonomy places the organism in Eukaryota, Fungi, Basidiomycota, Ustilaginomycetes, Ustilaginales, Ustilaginaceae. Bases 1 to 1179 code for a protein of 392 amino acids. Gene Ontology annotation, molecular function: protein-containing complex binding. Gene Ontology annotation, cellular component: mitochondrion.
AUGGUUCAUCUCGUCGGAACCAGCGCCGCGCAGGCCGCUUCGUCGGUCUUGCGAUCCGAGGCUCGAUCUUCGCUUCUUCGUGGAUCUCAGAUCGUACAGGCUCGCUCUAUUCACGACCUUACUAUCAACCGAAAGACUGGAAAGCCCAUCAUCAAGUCCGGUCCUUACGGCGGUGGACGAUCCUCCGUCUCAGGACACGUCGUUACCGUGUUCGGCUGCACCGGUUUCCUCGGACGCUACGUGGUCAACCGUUUGGCACAAAAGGGUUCGCAGGUCAUCAUCCCCUACCGCGAUGAGGACGAGAAGAGGCACUUGAAGGUGAUGGGAGAUCUAGGCCAGGUCGUGCCCAUGGAGUGGGAUCUCAGGCACGACGAGCAAAUCGAGGAGUGCUUGCGACACUCGGAUGUGGUUUACAACUUGACCGGACGACACUACGAAACCAAAAACUUUACCUUCAACGACGUCCACGUCGCAGGUGCUCAGCGCAUCGCUCAGAUCGCCGAGGCUGCAGGUGUCGGCCGCUUCAUCCACGUCUCGCACCUCAACGCCGAUGCCGAGUCGCCUUCGGCUUUCCUUCGAUCCAAGGCGGAAGGUGAGGCUGUGGUCAAGCGCGCUUUCGAAGGUGCCACCAUCGUCCGUCCCGGUACCAUGUGGGGUCACGAGGACCGCUUCUUGAACCAGAUGGCCGUCUACCCUUACGCAUGGCGAGUCAACCACGGUCAGACCAAGAUGCGCCCCGUCCACUCGUUGGACGUUGCACACGCCCUCGAAAAGAUGCUCGAGGCCGACGUCACAUCCAUGGGUGCCACCUUUUCGCUCGCUGGACCCAAGGAGUACACCAUCGGCCAGAUCCUCCAGCUCGUCGAGUCUCUUACCUUCACAUCGUUGGCCAAGCCCGGCCUCAACACGCCCAAGAUUGCCAUGAAGCUCGCAGCCAAGGUGGCCGACCUGGCGUGGUGGCCCAUGCUCUCGCCCGACGAGGUUGUGCGACGAUACAUCGACGACCUUCCGGAUGCACCUGGCACCAAGAGCUGGGCUGACCUCGCCAUGACCCCGGACACACUCGAAGAGACCGCAGCACCGUACUUGAGGCGAUACCGACCUACCACAAGGUUCGAGCAGCCUCUCGAGACCGGUGGUGCUCGUCUCAAGAAGCCAAAGUACCACGUGCUCGAUUAG